This is a messenger RNA of Tupaia belangeri chinensis (Chinese tree shrew), 945 nucleotides long. It is a transcript of the gene TAS2R60, whose product is annotated as taste 2 receptor member 60. Bases 1 to 945 code for a protein of 314 amino acids. Gene Ontology annotation, molecular function: bitter taste receptor activity; G protein-coupled receptor activity. The record is from RefSeq and is a predicted model, not a curated record. Lineage: Eukaryota; Metazoa; Chordata; Mammalia; Scandentia; Tupaiidae. Gene Ontology annotation, biological process: sensory perception of taste; G protein-coupled receptor signaling pathway. Gene Ontology annotation, cellular component: membrane. The transcript has a single exon.
AUGAAUGGAGAUGACAUGGUUCCAGGACCUCCAGGGACUGAUAGGAAAUCCGUCAUCUCAGCUGUCAUUUUAUUCUUUGUGUGCCUGUUGGCAGUGGUGAGCAAUGGCUUCAUCACUUCAGCCCUGUGCAUGGAAUGGUUGCUACGGAGAACACUGUUGCCUUGUGAUAAGUUAUUGGUCAGCUUAGGAGCCUCUCGCUUUUGUCUGCAGUGGGUGGUGAUGGGUAAGAUUUUCUAUAUUUUGUUGAAUCCAAUGGCCUUCCCAUACAACCCUAUGCAUCAGUUCUUCGCCUUCCAGUGGGACUUUCUGAAUAGUCUCACCUUAUGGUUCUCUACCUGGCUCAGUGUCUUCUACUGUGUGAAAAUUGCAACCUUCACUCACCCUGCCUUCCUCUGGCUAAAGUGCAGGCUGUCUAAGUGGGUACCAUGGAUGCUGCUCAGCUCCUUGGGGGUCUCUAACUUGAACACCAUUCUAUUUUUCAUAGGCAACUAUGAAGUGUAUCAGAACUAUUUAAGGAGAGAUCUGCAACCUUGGAAUGCCACCGAGACUAGCGUGAGGAGCUUCUAUGAGAGAUUCUACUUCUUUUCUCUAAAAAUGAUUUCUUUUACAGUGCCCACUGUUGUCUUUAUCAUUUGCAUGGCUUUGCUAACCAUAUCUCUGGGAAAACACUUGAAGAAGGCCUUCGUGACUAUCUCAGGUUUUCGAGACCCCAGUGCUCAGGCCCACAUCAAGGCUCUCCUGGCUCUCAUCUCCUUUGCCAUUCUCUUCAUCUCCUCUUUCCUGUCACUGGUGAUCCAUGCUGCAGGUAUGUUUCCAGUGUGGGAAUUUCGAUACUGGACAUGGCAGGUAGUGAGCCAUCUGUGCAUGGCAGUUCACCCCAUCAGUCUAAUCUUCAGCAACCCCAAGUUGAAAGCUGUGCUGGAGAGAGGCUGUUCCUCAAGGUAG